AGCUUUGCGUCCAGCUCCAGGGAGUCUUCUAACGCCGGCAGCCCGUUUGCCGGGAUCUGUCCCGGCCCCGCGCCCCACUUUCCCUCAGCGUGCCUGGCCCGCGAGAACAUUCUGACGCCCUCGGGCAACGCCCUCGACCGACCUCGCAACACUGUCCGAGCAACGCUCUUUAUUACCCCUUAUUGCCACCUGCAGAGCAGCGGCAGAAAGAGCAUGCGGGACUACGACGAGGUGACCGCCUUCCUGGGCAAGUGGGGGCCCUUCCAGCGCCUCAUCUUCUUCUUGCUCAGCGCCAGCAUCAUCCCCAACGGCUUCAACGGUAUGUCAGUCGUGUUCCUGGCGGGGACCCCGGAGCACCACUGCCGAGUGCCAGACACCGCGAACCUGAGCAGCGCGUGGCGCAACCACAGUCUCCCGCUGCGGCUGCAGGACGGCCGCGAGGUGCCUCACAGCUGCCGUCGCUACCGGCUCGAGACGAUUGUCAACUUGUCGGCGCUCGGGCUGGAGCCGGGGCGCGACGUGGACCUGGAGCAGCUGGAGCAGGAGGACUGCCUGGAUGGCUGGGAGUUCAGCCAGGACGUCUAUUUGUCCACCAUCGUGACCGAGUGGAGCCUGGUGUGUGAGGAUGAUUGGAAGACGCCCCUCACCACCUCCCUGUUCUUCAUAGGUGUGCUCGUUGGCUCCUUUGUGUCCGGGCAGCUGUCAGACAGGUUUGGCAGGAAGAGUAUCCUCUUUGCAACCAUGGCUGUACAGACUGGCUUCAGCUUCCUGCAGAUCUUUUCUAUCAACUGGGAGAUGUUCACCGUGUUAUUUGUCAUCGUUGGCAUGGGCCAGAUCUCCAACUAUGUGGUGGCCUUCAUACUAGGAACAGAGAUUCUUGGCAAGUCAGUUCGUAUUAUAUUCUCUACGUUAGGAGUGUGCACAUUUUUUGCAGUUGGCUACAUGCUGCUGCCACUGUUUGCUUACUUCAUCAGAGACUGGCGGAUGCUGCUGCUGGCGCUGACGGUGCCGGGGGUGCUGUGCGUCCCGCUGUGGUGGUUUAUUCCUGAAUCUCCCCGGUGGCUGAUAUCUCAGAGAAGAUUUAGAGAGGCUGAAGAGAUCAUCCAAAGAGCUGCAAAAAUGAACAAUGUAGCUGCCCCAGUGGUGAUUUUUGAUCCUGUGGAGCAACAGGAGCUCAACCCCUUGAAACAGCAGAAAGUUUUCAUUCUGGACCUGUUCAAGACUUGGAAUAUUGCCACAAUAACCAUUAUGUUUUUGCUGCUAUGGAUGCUAACCUCAGUGGGUUACUUUGCUCUGUCUCUCAACACUCCUAAUUUACAUGGUGAUGCCUACCUGAACUGUUUCUUCUCUGCCUUGGUUGAAGUUCCGGCUUAUGUUACAGCCUGGCUGCUACUUCGAACCCUGCCCAGGCGUUAUGUCAUAGCUGGAGUACUACUCUUGGGAGGAGGUGUGCUUCUCUUAAUUCAAUUGGUACCUGCAGAUUACAACUUCUUGUCCAUUGGUCUGGCCAUGAUAGGAAAAUUCGGGAUCACCUCUGCCUUCUCCAUGCUGUACGUCUUCACUGCAGAGCUCUACCCCACCCUGGUCAGGAACAUGGCUGUGGGGCUCACAUCUAUGGCCUCCAGAAUAGGCAGCAUUGUUGCUCCCUACUUUGUUUACCUUGGUGCUUACAACAGAGUUCUGCCCUACAUUCUCAUGGGCAGCCUGACUGUCCUGAUUGGAAUCAUCACCCUUUUUUUCCCUGAAAGUUUUGGAAUGACUCUACCAGAGACCUUAGGCCAGAUGCAGAAAGUGAAAGGGUUCAGAUCUGGGAAAAGAACAAAAGAUUCAAUGGAAAAAGAAGAAAGUCCCAAAGUGCUAAUAACUUCAUUCUGAUAAAAUUUCCACCUUAUCUGGUGAACUGAAAAACAGACCCAUAAGACUACGAAGAAACUAAAGCCUUUCCCGCUGAAAGGGACUCACUGUAAGGAUUAACGCUAAAAUGGACCUUGCUAUGGAGAAGUGCUUAUCAUACAGCAAACUUGGGGUGACUCUUCCAGAUAAGCUCCUUAGUUGACAAAACAAACCAUUUAUAGAGUCUUUCAUAUGAAUUAAUUUGUAAGAAUUUUUGAAAAUGUGUUGGUCAAGGAUUGGUAAAUCCAUACAAAGAUUAACACUCAUCUCAAAAUACAAA
Molecule: messenger RNA, 2173 nt
Organism: Phacochoerus africanus (Common warthog)
Lineage: Eukaryota; Metazoa; Chordata; Mammalia; Artiodactyla; Suidae
Gene: SLC22A4
Product: solute carrier family 22 member 4
Exons: 10
Coding region: 214-1875 (553 amino acids)
Biological process (GO): transmembrane transport; carnitine transport
Cellular component (GO): membrane
Molecular function (GO): transmembrane transporter activity; ATP binding
Source: RefSeq, a predicted model, not a curated record